Cooperia oncophora is the source of this 465-nucleotide messenger RNA. The record is from the annotation of a GenBank genome assembly. Lineage: Eukaryota; Metazoa; Nematoda; Chromadorea; Rhabditida; Trichostrongylidae.
AUGGGAAAUUGGUGCUGCGGUCAGCGGCCGACCACCGACUCAUCUCCGUGUCUCGCACAGUUCUCAAUUAUUCGCAGUAUUGGACGAGGAGCAUUCGGCAAGGUUUGUAUUGUCCAACAACGCUCGACAAAGAAGUAUUUUGCUCUCAAGUACAUGAGCAAGAGGCGGUGUAUUGAUAAGGGUGUUGCUGGUAACGUACUUCGUGAACUUAGCCUACUUCGUAAGUGCUCUCAUCCGUUUAUGGUCAACCUCUGGUACACAUUUCAGGAUCCGUGCGACUAUAUGUACAUGGUGACUGAUCUCCUGCUCGGUGGCGAUCUCAGAUUUCAUUUGAAUCAGCAAGGAAAAUUUGCUGAAGACCGGUCAAAACUCUAUAUGUGCGAAAUCUCCCUUGCUAUUGAAUACCUGCACGGCCGAGGGAUCAUUCAUCGUGACAUAAAACCGGAAGAAUAUUCUGUUGGAUGA